AAGUGUGGAUAUUUGUAUCCAUUCAAUAGAUAACCUCUUAAACUGUUGCAUGCGAUCAGAAGAACUUCCAGUAAUAAAGGGUAUUAUUGUUAAAGGGCGCUAUGAACAUCGAUAAGUCUAAUGCCCAAUGCGGCUAGCUCUUUGCGAACUGCAACGUUGCCUCCAAGUCCAAAGGUUGAACGACGAACUUCUUCGAAACCUCGACAUCCGAACCUCAAACCAACAUCUUCGAAAAACAAGCAAAGAAGCGAGGAAAGCCGCUCAAUUGCACGUCGACGUCCUAUUCCCCAAUUCACUUCGAACAGCAUUCGCUAUCUUCUAGCCUCUCAUCGUUACCCGCCAGUUUGGAUCCGUUUUUGGUGUCCGUGAUGGAGUGAUCAAUUCGCUUUUCCCUCCCUCCUCCUUCCGUCUCUCUCGUGCUCUCCCGACUCCGCGGUCCAUUUGCCUCUCUUCAAUUUCAUUUUAGCUACUUCAAUUCAGUACAUAUUGCUUGUUUCUGCUUUGGAAUUGGUUAUAUCGACCUGCCUUACAUAUGAGUGCCCACAUGCUCGAACCCACCGCCAAUGGAACCACCACGGUGAGCUCCAAGUCGCCAGCCGCCCUCCUUAAAGAACAACACACCCGUGACGACUCUCACAAGGUCACUGUGGAAGAUGUACCCGAUGAGUAUGAUAUCCAGCAUCCGUCGCCGUCUGGUCCCGCUACGCAAGCCCCUGUAGAGUCCUUGGAACCCAGCCCAAGUGUCCCUAAGACUUCUGCGGCUGUCGAGAAGCCGUCUAUGGACUCGGUUUCCUCUGUUACCACCGCCAACUCCGCUACCCAAAAGGCUCCGACUUUUGAUGUGCAGUCUGAGGAGUUGUUUCCUGCAUUGGGUGGAGCGCCAAAUUCCCGCACCGCUACAGCUGUUCCAAUGGCAUGGGGUGCGAGGAAAUCAGCAGGUCGAAAUCCACCUACUGCCAACGGCUCGUCGAACCGGGGGCAUCCGCCAUCGCAGUUUUCGAGUAACGCUUCCUCACGUACGCCAACACCAGCUCCCGGUUUGGUCACAUCUAAUUCCAUGACGGCCACAUCGAGUGGUGGCGCUCUGGGAGGCCCAAAGAUUAUGACCAUGCCAGGCAAGCAUGUCGAGAGAAUUCGUUUCGCUCCUUCGCAGAUGCUCCCACGGAGCCAGUUGAAGAAACCUAUAAGGGAUAUCCUUCGCGAUACUAGUAGGAGAUUCAAGGCCGUUGUGGACAUGUAUAACGGCCCUGGGGAAUCCAUCAUUUUCGAAGGCAAGGGAUCCGUGGACGCUGUUCGCCAGGCACUCAAGGAAGUGGCCCAACAGGUUGGUUCCAAGCAAUCCGUGCUCGUGCCAAUUCCGGCGUCAGCUAGACCUCAUAUCAUUGGCCGGCAAGGAGUGGUUGUGCAGGGAAUUCAUGACCGAACCGGUGCUCGAAUUAAUGUCCCCAGGCCAGAAGGGCCGUCACUUGCCGACGAUGAUGAUAGUGUUACAAUAGAUGUUCGCAUUGAAGGGGAUGCUGUGGCCGCAGAAAUGGCAAGAAGGGAAAUAGAGACGAUCGUGAAGGAACGGUCGUUUAAUAUCAACCUGCGCCUAAAAAGCAUUGCACCUGAACUUUUCCCUUUCAUUGCCGGCGCCCACAAUAUACAUUUGCAGCAACUUGAAGAGCGUACGAAGGCACAGAUUCGAAUUCCGCACUAUGACACAUGGUCACGCCCCCCUCCCUCUGAGGCGGCCCAAGGCCAAAUUAAAUUUUCCCCUGAUCCUGACAAGUACAUUCAAAUUUCUGGCGAGCGGAGUGCCGCACAAGAAGCCCGCGCCGAAAUUGAGAGACGUGCCGAUGAAUUACAGCGACAAAUCACCGUACGACAGCUGGCAAUCAAUCGAGGACAGCAUCAGUUUAUUUUGGGCGGCGUCAACGAUUCAUUGCACGAAUUCUUAGCCCAGACGGGCUGCUCGAUAGUGCUACCACCCGCAAGUGACGAUACAGAGUUUUUGACUAUCACAGGGCCCCCUGACCAAAUCGAAUUCGGAAUUAAUCGUGCCAUGGACCUGGCCACUAGCAUGCAAAUGGCCAGUAUUGAUGUAUCUAGGCAGCACCCAACAGCGCCCGUUGGCGCCCAUGUCCACGCUCGAGCUCUUACUUCCUACUUAAAGCAGCGACAAGCUAUUAAGGAGCUAGAGAGGCUAUAUGAUGCCCACAUUGUUCUCCCCUCGUCGUCAGAUGGCCCUGUUACCUGGGAAGUCUACUCGAGAGACGGGAAAAACACCAUCCGAGCACGAUCCGAUAUUACCAACCUGAUCCAGGCGCAUCCUCCAUCUAAACUUGCGCCAUUACCCAUUGACCCUUUCUUCCACUCCUAUCUUCGCACCCGCAUUGGGCCCCAACUGAAGGAUAAUUUUGGUGUACACUUAGUUCUACCAGAUGACCCAGAUAGUACCAAUGUUGUACUCGUAUACGAAGGAGAGACAUGGGUCGCAGGAGUAGACGACCUCCCGAAACGUCGUCCGUUGCCUAAUGAACUGGAGGUAUUUGACAAGGCAUUAGCGGAGGCAAAGAACCAUCUUUUGAUGUCUUUGGGGGAUCAACACAACAUCUGCACUAAAAUAGUCAUGGUUCCACUGAAGUAUCACGAUAAACUCCGCAAAUUCAUUAACCGAGAACAACAAGCCAAAGGAGAGGAGUACAUCCCUAUCCGCGUUAGUGCGGCCGGAGAACAGAUACAACUUCGUGGCCGUACUUCCGAUGUCGAAGAACUCGCCUCUAAAGUCGAAGGUUUCGUUUUAGAGCAACAAAAGGACGAUUUAGAGAGGGGUUACACUACCUCCUUCGAUUUUCCACAAAAGUAUGCAAAUUUCCUUAUUGGUAAAAGGGGCGAAAAUAUCAAUAAUCUCCGAGAGGAAUUCGACGUUGACAUCAAGGUGGAAAAUGGCAAAGUCGAGGUCAAAGGCCCGAAAAUCAAGGCGGAUGGGUGUAGAGCCCGGAUUAUUGCACUGGGAAAAAAGUUAGAGGAUGAGACUACCUUCGUGUUGAAGAUCCCUCAGCAGUAUCAUCGCGAUUUGAUCGGACAAAAGGGCAGUCAGGUUAACCGCCUUCAAGACCGGUAUAAUGUUCGAGUCCAGUUCCCUCGAGUCUCCAAUCUUCCCACAAACGACGACCAAUCCGUUGCCGACACCACAAGCGAAAUGGGGGCGAACCGAAACGUUCGUCCUACCCAGGCCACUGACGAGAUUGUCGUUCGUGGCCCUCGUAAGGGUGCAGAAGGGGCUCGGGAGGAAAUUCUUAGCCUCUACCAGUGGGUCGUGGACCACUCUCACGUGGAUUCCGUGUCCGUCUCACAGAGCCAAAUUCCUAUGUUAAUCGGCCAACGAGGCCGUGAAAUGGAUAGACUACGGGCAGAUACCGGCGCUCAGAUCGAUGUCCCUAGUGCCAACGACCCUUCAGAUGCGGCUGGGAGGGUGACUAUUAAUCUCAAAGGGACGAAAAAACAAGUUGCAGACGCGAAGAAGUUAUUGCUUCAGCGAGCGCAAGAGUUCGAUUCAACUGUUGUCAAAACCAUCGAUGUAGACAAAAAGCACCACAAGGCGUUGAUCGGUGGUGGCGGUGCGACUAUUCGGAAGAUUGUAAGUGAUGCUGGUGGGCCGAGCGAUGGGAGUGCAGCCCGGAUGGUGAAAUUUCCCCCCCCGGGUAGUGACGAGUCCGUUAUUCGUCUGGAAGGAAACUCCGCAGUUAUAGAAAGAAUCGUUGCAGCAAUCGAAGAUUUCGUUCGAGAGAAGAACGACCAGAUCGUAACAUCUAUUGAUGUUCCCCAAGCACAACAUAGAUUUUUAAUUGGUCGGGGUGGAGAAACUAGACGGAACAUAGAGAGCCAGUUUAAGAUCACUCUUGACAUACCAAAACAAGGGUCUGGCCGCACUGACAUUAAGAUCAGAGGAUCAAGUGAUGCAGUUCACCAGGCGAAAGCUCACAUCCAAUCUCUUAUCAAAGAGCAGCAUGCCGACAGCAUCCUGGUGCCAGUUAAUUUGCAUCAUGCGAUUGCUGACAAUGGCCUCUUGUUUCGCCGGCUCCGAAACGAAUAUCAAGUGAGCGUUGACCAUGCGGGGCAUCAAAUCCCGCCACGUCCUUCUCCUGUCGACUCUCGCAACGGAAUUAACGGUCAGAACGGUUCUCUCCCCUUGAUUACAGAUGAUCCUCACACCACCGCUGCCACGCAUUCCUGGAAAAUAGUGGACGUGGACCCUAGCGAAUCAGCCCAGUCGAAUUUGCCGAAGGCCAUUCCCUGGGUUUUUUCAGGCACUCCAGACAAUGUCGCAAAGGCAAAAUCAAUUGUCGAAAUGUCUCUCCAGACAGCACCGCAACACUCUGCCACUGGAUAUUUGAUCCUUCCAGACCCUAAAACUUAUCGAUUGGUUAUCGGACCCGGUGGCAGCACAAUCAACGAGAUUCGCAAACAAACGAGCUGUAGGAUCAACGUGCCAAAGAACCAGGCGCAAGGCGAGGCUAUUGAGAUCAAGGGACCAAGGGCUAGUCUGGAACCAGCUAAGGACAUGAUCUUGGAGGCUGUACUAGGCGGUGGCGCCAGAGGCAAUGGAUCCUACCGUUAAUCAUUGCGGGGAGGUUUCGAAUAUGUAUGUACACUUACUUAUACACCGACGCGCAGAAAGAACUUUGGAGAGGCAGAUAAGACGAAGGUUAGAACCACUUACGUAGGCAAAGUUGAUGUAGUUGUGGUAAUCUCAACAUCACGAGAAUCAAAAUUUCCUUUAUCAUUAGCGAAGAAUCUGAUAUGUAGUUUCCAAUGACAGCCCUCUAUAGUGAAUAUCUACGAGCUGUGUGACUUUGUCUUUGAUUUGAGUAUUCUUGAUAAUGCAUCGAGCAAUUAUUGCCGCUGCUGAUAUGGAGAACCUUCCCCCUUUUCCUAUU
Messenger RNA from Blastomyces dermatitidis ER-3, 4922 nucleotides. RefSeq names its product RNA binding effector protein Scp160. Gene Ontology annotation, cellular component: nucleus; cytoplasm. Gene Ontology annotation, molecular function: mRNA binding. The transcript has 6 exons. The record is from RefSeq and is a predicted model, not a curated record. NCBI's taxonomy places the organism in Eukaryota, Fungi, Ascomycota, Eurotiomycetes, Onygenales, Ajellomycetaceae. Bases 533 to 4603 code for a protein of 1356 amino acids. Gene Ontology annotation, biological process: nuclear division.